Molecule: messenger RNA, 417 nt
Organism: Dunckerocampus dactyliophorus (ringed pipefish)
Lineage: Eukaryota; Metazoa; Chordata; Actinopteri; Syngnathiformes; Syngnathidae
Product: protein preY, mitochondrial-like
Exons: 2
Coding region: 67-417 (116 amino acids)
Source: RefSeq, a predicted model, not a curated record
GUAUAUUGAAGUAGCGCACCUCCGGUUUCGAUCUUUCUCUACCAACCUUGUCCAUCAGUUUUUGUCAUGUUGCGGAAUGUUUUGGUCAGGUUCGUGACUGAAUCUGUGCUUGUUGAUGGCUUCGUGCGACGCACGGCUUCCGUACGAUCUCAUUUACCUAAUAUUAUUACGCCAGCGAGGACUCUGACGGACUUCAAGGACGACACGCAGAAGACUUUUGACUCUUCAUUGCUGGACUUUCUGGUAUGUCCGCUGUCCAAGAAGACGCUCAGGUUUGACCCAAAGACCAACGAGCUGAUCAAUGAAGAGCUGGGCAUCGCGUACCCCAUCAUCCAUGGCAUCCCCAACAUGAUCCCCCAGGAAGCCAGACUCUUACCCAAGACAACAACUGCAGAGGGACAGCAUAUUCCAUCUUGA